CCGCCAAAACAGAACCACCAUAACUGAUUUUCAAAAAAGCGUAGCUCCAAGGAAACUACGCCCUCUCUUUCUCUCUCUCUCUCUCUCUCUCAAGGUCGGUGCUGAAACACUCUCAAAUUGCAGGGAGCCCCACUUUCGUGUGACCCAAACUGAAUGGCUCGGAGCUGGGAUGACCAAGAAGGCGACUGUAACAGUGGCAAAACCUUCACCGCCUUUGAACGCUCUUUCAAGAUUUUUAUCGAACACCUUGUCGGCAAAACUUUUCGACCUUCUUAUAUAACCCUUCCCAAGCUCUCAAUCCCCAUUUUCAACUGCCACACCCACCUGUCUCUCUCUCCCUCUGUCACCCAGAAGUCGGUUUGCUGCCAUUUACAAAUAGUAUUAAUUUCGUUCUAUGAACCCAAAAGACGAGUGCUACCCAAAGUCUCCACCUACUUCAGCUGAAUUGGACCCGGAGAAUCCGCUUCGACCCGAAAUGUCAGAACCGUUGUUAGGUUCUCAGUCAAUUCCUUCGUUUACUUCUCCUCUGAUGGAAUUUGAAGCCUUUUGUGCUCUAAACCCAUCGGAGUCUUCUUGGUCCUCUGGUGCUUUCGAGUUUGAUGAGAAAGCUCCAACUGCAACGUAUUCGUCUAUGGACGCUGGUGGCGCGGAGCACGUGGCCGUCCCGCAGCCUCUUGAAUGUCUACAGGACAGUCCGGUUCCGCCGUUUCUGUCCAAGACUUUCGAUCUGGUCGACGACCCUUCGCUUGAUUCGAUCAUAUCGUGGGGUUCCGGCGGCAACAGCUUCGUGGUGUGGGACCCAUUGGAGUUUUCCAGGCUCGUCUUGCCGAGGAAUUUCAAGCACAACAAUUUCUCAAGUUUUGUCCGGCAACUUAAUACUUAUGGGUUUCGCAAGGUUGAUACAGAUAAGUGGGAGUUUGCGAAUGAAGCUUUCAAAAGGGGCAAAAGACAUUUGUUGAAGAAGAUCCAGAGGCGCAAGUCACCUCAAUCACUGCAGGUUGGGCCUUCUGCUGAAGCAGGGAGGCCCGGACUGGAAGGUGACAUUGAGACUUUGAGGAAAGAGAGAAGUAUGUUAAUGCAGGAAGUUGAUGAUCUGCAGCAGCAACAGCGGGGUACAGUUCACCAUAUGAAAGUAGUGAACGAGAGGCUUCAGUAUGCGGAGCAGAGACAGAAGCAGAUGGUUUCUUUCUUGUCCAAGUUGCUUCAAAACCCAGCAUUCUUAGCCCGCCUUCAACAGAAGACAGGACAGAAAGGUAUAGACUCUCCAAGGAUGAAGAGGAAAUUUGUUAAGCAGCAUCAGCAUGAACUAGGUAAAUCAGAUUCUUGUAUACAAGGGCAGAUUGUGAAGUACCAACCUGCUUGGAGAAAUCUCUCUGCAGUCCCAGAUGUGAAUCCAGUAGUUCCUAUUGAACAAUCUCCUGAUAAUCUUUCACAAGUUAUGGCAGGAAAACUGGGUUUGGUUACAGAAAGCAAGCCAUAUCAAUUUGUGGAUGUAGCAUCAGAUGAGUUAAAUUUAUCAGCUGAACCAACAGUAACGCUAGGGUUUAUCAAAACACCAGAGCAAGAAGGUGAAGGGGCGUCAAGCAUGGGAGCUAAAGAUCCAUUUCAAAAAGGGAAGAGUGUUCUGAGCCCACAACAGGAGCUUAAUCCCGAGUAUUAUGUCUCUUUCCAGGAGGAUUUUGGGAAGAAUAAGAUGUUUCCGGAACUUUUCUCUCCAGGGAUCGAUGGCAUGAUUAAACAAGAAGAUAUAUGGAGCAUGGGUUUUGAUGUCAGUGCUGGUCGUAACCCUUGCGAAGGGCAGCGCGUUUCUGUUGGGGAAACAUGGUCAUGCAUGCUCAAUUGCCCUUUCCAGCUACAAAAAUUCCAGCAAGAUGAACUUAUAUGAUAGCUUCAAUCUUCUGGACUUUCAUCAUUUCUUCAAUUGGGGCGUGAAUAUAUACAGCGAAGAAGACAAAGUAAAGAUUGAUGAGCGGGGUUGCGUUGGCGUAUCCGAAUCCACCUUCUGCCAUUCCUCCACCAAUUGGCAUUUGGAGCAGCAUUAUUGGGUUUGGACUCAGAAUGUCAAUUUUUAUUAGUUAAACAAUCAUUAUUCAAUAGAGGGAGAAGAGGAAGUUCAGACUUCAAAGUAAAACGCUUUUCUUUUUGGGGUGAUAAGCCAUAUUCAUCAAGAGGCGUGUGUGUCAUAUGCAGUUAUACUUGUUCAAAGAGACGUUGGAGCAACCGUCAACUGCUCAGGCGUGGUUGACGGUGAGCCUUGUAUAGUAUGGUGGUCCUCAGAAUCACUUGGUUAAAAUUCGUUGUUUCUGGGAUAAGCAAGAAUAUUUGUUUUAUCUGUAAGUUGAACACUGAACAGGUACCAUUGGCAUCAAAAAUAGCAAAAACUCAGUUGAACAGUA
Messenger RNA from Prunus persica (peach), 2396 nucleotides. RefSeq names its product heat stress transcription factor A-3. Bases 395 to 1885 code for a protein of 496 amino acids. Gene Ontology annotation, biological process: regulation of transcription by RNA polymerase II. Gene Ontology annotation, molecular function: RNA polymerase II cis-regulatory region sequence-specific DNA binding; DNA-binding transcription factor activity. The transcript is spliced from 4 exons. Gene Ontology annotation, cellular component: nucleus. Lineage: Eukaryota; Viridiplantae; Streptophyta; Magnoliopsida; Rosales; Rosaceae. The record is from RefSeq and is a predicted model, not a curated record.